Messenger RNA from Saimiri boliviensis boliviensis (Bolivian squirrel monkey), 4529 nucleotides. RefSeq names its product calpain 5 (gene CAPN5). The record is from RefSeq and is a predicted model, not a curated record. Gene Ontology annotation, biological process: proteolysis. Gene Ontology annotation, cellular component: cytoplasm. NCBI's taxonomy places the organism in Eukaryota, Metazoa, Chordata, Mammalia, Primates, Cebidae. Gene Ontology annotation, molecular function: calcium-dependent cysteine-type endopeptidase activity.
GGGCGGGGCCGGGCUGGCCGAACCUGGGGAAUGCCAGCGCCAGCCCCCGCCCCAGGCCAGCCCCAGCUGGAUCUCGGGCCGGAGCUUGAGGCCGCUGCACCCAGCGGCUGCAGCCUCCGCUCCUGCGCCCGCGCCGUGUCCGUAUCCCGGCAGCCCGGCUGGACCCACGGCGGCGCGGCCGGUGUUCCUCCUCCCUCCCCUGGGGCAGGGGCCACCAUGUUCUCCUGCGUGAAGCCCUAUGAGGACCAGAGCUACUCGGCCCUGAGGCGGGACUGCCUGCGUAGGAAGGUGCUCUUCGAGGACCCCCUCUUCCCAGCCACUGAUGACUCGCUCUAUUAUAAGGGCACGCCAGGGCCCACUGUCAGGUGGAAGCGGCCCAAGGACAUCUGCGAGGACCCCCGCCUCUUUGUGGAUGGCAUCAGCUCCCAUGACCUGCACCAGGGCCAGGUUGGCAACUGCUGGUUUGUGGCAGCCUGCUCGUCACUUGCCUCCCGGGAGUCCCUGUGGCAAAAGGUCAUCCCGGACUGGAAGGAGCAGGAAUGGGACCCCGAAAAGCCCGACGCCUACGCGGGCAUCUUCCACUUCCGCUUCUGGCGCUUUGGGGAAUGGGUGGAUGUGGUCAUUGAUGACCGGCUGCCCACAGUCAACAACCAGCUCAUCUACUGCCACUCCAACGCCCGCAAUGAGUUCUGGUGCGCCCUGGUGGAGAAGGCCUAUGCCAAGCUGGCAGGCUGUUACCAGGCGUUGGACGGAGGCAACACAGCAGACGCACUGGUGGACUUCACCGGUGGAGUUUCGGAGCCCAUCGACCUGACUGAGGGUGACUUUGCCAACGAUGAGACUAAGAGGAACCAGCUCUUUGAGCGCAUGUUAAAGGUGCACAGCCGGGGUGGUCUCAUCAGUGCCUCCAUCAAGGCAAUGACAGCAGCUGACAUGGAGGCCCGCCUGGCGUGCGGCCUGGUGAAGGGCCAUGCGUACGCUGUCACUGAUGUGCGCAAGGUGCGCCUGGGCCACGGCCUCCUGGCCUUCUUCAAAUCAGAGAAGUUGGACAUGAUCCGCCUGCGCAACCCCUGGGGCGAGCGGGAGUGGAAUGGACCCUGGAGUGACACCUCGGAGGAGUGGCAGAAAGUGAGCAAGAGUGAGCGGGAGAAGAUGGGUGUGACGGUGCAGGACGACGGUGAGUUCUGGAUGACCUUCGAGGACGUGUGCCGGUACUUCACAGACAUCAUCAAGUGCCGCCUGAUCAACACGUCCUACCUGAGCAUCCACAAGACGUGGGAGGAGGCCCGGCUGCAUGGUGCCUGGAUGCCACAUGAGGACCCCCGACAGAACCGCAGUGGCGGCUGCAUCAACCACAAGGACACCUUCUUCCAGAACCCACAGUACAUCUUUGAUGUCAAGAAACCAGAAGAUGAAGUCCUGAUCUGCAUCCAGCAGCGGCCAAAGCGGUCUACGCGCCGGGAGGGCAAGGGUGAGAACCUGGCCAUCGGCUUUGACAUCUACAAGGUGGAGGAGAACCGCCAGUACCGCAUGCACAGCCUGCAGCACAAGGCCGCCAGCUCCAUCUACAUCAACUCGCGCAGCGUCUUCCUGCGCACCGAGCAGCCCGAGGGCCGCUACGUCAUCAUCCCCACCACCUUCGAGCCAGGCCACACCGGCGAGUUCCUGCUCCGAGUCUUCACUGAUGUGCCCUCCAACUGCCGGGAGCUGCGCCUGGACGAGCCCCCACACACCUGCUGGAGCUCUCUCUGUGGCUACCCCCAGCUGGUGACCCAGGUACAUGUCCUGGGGGCUGCUGGCCUCAAGGACUCCCCAACAGGGGCUAACUCUUACGUGAUCAUCAAGUGUGAGGGGGACAAAGUCCGCUCCGCUGUGCAGAAGGGCGCGUCAUCACCUGAGUAUAAUGUGAAAGGCAUCUUCUACCGCAAGAAGCCGAGCCAGCCCAUCACUGUCCAGGUCUGGAACCACCGAGUGCUGAAGGAUGAGUUUCUGGGCCAGGUGCACCUAAAGGCUGACCCGGACGACCUCCAGCCCCUGCAUACGCUCCACCUCCGGGACCGAGACAGCCGGCAGCCCAGCGACCUGCCAGGCACCGUGGCCGUACACAUCCUCAGCAGCACCUCCCUCAUGGCUGUCUGACAUUUGCCCACCUACCUGGCUCCAGCAGUUCCCACCAUCUGCAUGUCCCCACUGGGCCUGAGUCUAGCCUGGGAGCCAGGACGCUGGGGUCCUUGUGCCACUCUUCCACUGACUUGCCAUGUGAUCUUGGGAAGUCUCUGCCCCUCUCUCAGCCCCAGUGUCCUGAGAGCCCCAAAGCAUUCCCUUCUCGUGGAGGUGUUUCCUUGCCUGAGAUUUAAUAUAGUCUUCCCCACCUCAACUGUCACCACUGCUAAGGGACUCUAGCCAUUGAAAACAUUUUGCUAAGGCCCUGCUGUCUGCCAAGGAGUGCCAAGAAGACGUCACUUGUUUACACACAAACUGCCACAUCCCCAAGCCCUGUUCUUGCCCUUUGAGUCCUGGGCCCAACCCAGCCUCCCAGACCUCACUUUUCCCAUCAACAAUACUGGGUUUUUCUCCCACCUUGAAAGGACUCGGCUCCUGCUCAGGCUGGAAUUGGGAAAAAUGCAAGUGACAUUUGUUCAAUCUCUAAUCCCAGCCACUCACCCAUCCAUUUCCUUACUCAGUGGAGAUUUGCCAAAUGAAUAAACGACACCUUCGAGGCCACAGGCGAAGUGGGGCCCUCCCCCGCCUCUGCCUUGGGCCUCCCCUCUAUCCUCAGGUCCUCUCAGAGGCAGUUACCCAGGGCAGCUGCCGCUGCCUGCUCAUUCUAGCUCCUGAUUCCAUUCCCAGCCCCUGGGUUAAGGUCCCUGGAGGGGUGGUGUCAGUGGGGGUGAGGAAGGGCGUCUUCCUGACUCUGCCCAGUGCUUCAAGGAGCAUGCCUGCGUUGGUGGGCCAGGGGGCAGGCAGGUGGAGGGGCUUUGGGGACCAGAAGGGGACACGUGCUCCCAGAGUCUCUCUGCUGUAAGACCUCAGCUUUCCUGGAAGAAGGGACUCGGGUGUGUGGCGCCAGGCCCGCUGGAGUCAGGCCACCCACUGGGCUUGGCAGGAGAUAGGGAGCCCCAUCACCUGACCACAGCCCCCCACCAACAUUCCCCCAAAAUGCAGCCUAGGAGGCCGCAGUGCCCUUUCUGCCCGGGCCAAAAUGUUCCUUUUAGUCCUCAAUAUUUUAUAUUCUUUUUGUUUUAAAAAUCUCAAUUUUAAUCAGGGCUUUCAAAGGAACAUUGGAAGCUGAAUCUCCACUUCUCUUCUUGGCUCCAGUAUUUCUGGUCCUCUGCUGUGACUUUGAUCCCACUGUUGUGGGAGCAGGCCUUCUUCUCACAGGAGGUCUGGAGGUGGGCGCAGAGGAUGUCUGUGCGUGGGCAUUUGCAGGCUGGCAGCUGUGCUCUUGGAGACCUCUUCGUAAGUGUUGGCGCUGUGACCCACCUGGGAUCUCUUCUGUGCCCUUCUUGGGCUUCCAGACCAGGUGUAGCAAAUGAAAAAGUGCAGUUAAUUCAAGAACAGGAAGUCCUGUGUCCUCGCUGGGACUUCCUUUAGGGAACCUGACUUUUCGACUCCAGAUCCUGCUGUGUGGUUCCGUGUUCUGGCUGGAGGUGCUGGAUUCUCUGACGUUGCCUCCUCACUCUGUGUCUGGCUUUGCUCCUAGACCUUGGCCCUAGGCCACACGAGGGGCCAGGAAAUGAAAGACAAGGAGGACGAGAGCAUUCUUUCUGGAAAGCCGGGACUUCCCCUCAAGAACUUGGGCCUGGGGCCGGGACUCCGUGCAUGACCGGGAGCAAGUCACUUAAACCUCCUGUGCCUCGAUUUCCCCCUUCAACAAAGUGGGACCAUUGUGUCAGCUGCCGAAACCUAGUACCGGCCACUCUUCAAGUCAAGAGUGUGUCCGCGCUCUUACUACCAAGUGCUGAGUAAGGGCAAAAUAAUACCGCUUUCUCUAUGUAUCUCUGUAUGUGCACACACUAUGUAUAUGUUCAUGUAAUCACCACUUCUUGACGUCUAUUUCAAAUCAAGGCUCCUGGGUAGGGGGUGGAGAAGUGAGCCAGCUUGAGCCUCAAGCUAACACAUGGGACUUUGCUCAGCCAUGUCCCCUGGGAUGCAAGGGCACACCAAGACCAAGUGGCAGACCUGUGGGCUUUAGCCCUGGGGCCAGGCCAUGCCUCCCACCCCCUGACAGAACGGGUUCUGCAGUGCUGCCCUUGCUUCCUGCCCCUUAAGGUGGGCCAGGCUGGCUCCUGGCUAUGCAGGAAUCUCUGGUCCCCAGGAGACCUUGGGGGCUGGGCAGGUAAGGGAGGCCGGGGAGAGCAAUUGCUUUGUUCACUAUAGGCACCCACAGGGGCCUGAGAGUCCCCAUUAGCAGAUGGGUGGGGCCUCCAGCCCACACCACCCAGACCUGGGCUUCCCUCUUCUCAGGACCCACUGUUGGGGAACAGGAAGCCUGUUCUGUUCUCAGAAUAAAUCUUACCACAAUUCCA